AGUAUUUAAAGAUCGAACUGGCGGUGUAAAAACAGGUUUGUUGUGUGCAUGAAAGGCAGAUUAUUGGCAAAAUGUAAACUAUAGUUACUGCACUGUAUCGAACAUGCACGCACUGUUUGUAUCAAUGGUAUAAUCAAGUAAUUUGAAAGAUAAGAAGUGAUGAUGGUGAGGGGAUGAGAAGUGUAUUUUAUGGUACAUGUAUAUUCUGGAAUAUGAAGUUUAUAUUCACUUUACUUGUGAUUUUCUUACCAUUCCUGAGGCCUACAAUUGAACUUACUAAUACAAGGUGUCCUAUAGGACAACCUUUGGUCUCGGCCAAGAACAACUCUUUGGUCGAGUGCUACAAAUUGAGCAAACACAGACGUUGUCCGUCGCCAUAUUACUGCUCUGGUGGCGUCCUUUCGAAAGGAGUUUGCUGCAAAGAUUCGCUCUCCUUGCUAUGCCUGACAUGUUUCAAGGCGGGUGACGUAAAAUGGACUACUGACGACACAGGGACUAUUUUUCACGUUAACAUUUUCUUCCGCUGGAAGCGGGAGGACUGUAGUAAAUCGGUUUUGCGCCACGGCUGGGACCCCUCCCUCACGGUGCUGGUCAUUGGGGACGACAACCAAACCUGGCUGGAGCGGACACUGAACUGCAAAGCAACAGAGAAACCUUGCUCAAAGUAUUUCACCUUCAAUAUUCCAUUGAAGAGUUAUCGUGUAUUGUACCAGGUAAAUGGUCCAGGAAUGUCUAGCCUGUGUCGUUUUAUUGAAAUAGUCAAAGUCUCGCCGCCACUGUCGCCACCAUCUCUAGCAUUGCCCAAACCGGUGCAGGACAACACAGCCCAGCCCCCUCUGUCGUCCUCUGUGGAGACAAUAGCAAGCAUACUGGUUGCCCUGUGUCUGUUGGCCAUUGCUACAGCUGUUGUGUUUGUAUACAGAUGGAGGUUUGGGCACUCGGUGAAAAAUAACCACGACGAGUCAGAAAUCGCCCUCGUGCAAGGUACAGAGAAUGUGGACAUUUUCACAGUGGCUAUGCCUGGAAUCGGUGCAGAAGUGAUUAAAGAACUGAAACAGAUAAGCAGUCUACACUUUAUAACGGUAGACCAAUUCCAGGCAGAAAUCUUUCAAAAUAGCAAGGAAUGGAUGGAUUCUGUGCAACAUAAAUAUACGAACUUCUUGUUCCUUUUGACAAAGGAGUUGAUUUGUGAUGAUGUUGAAGAUUUUUCCCAUCCAUUGAACUCAAUCGCAAAAUCUUUAUUUCAUAACAUACAAAAUUCUCCUCGUGUGGAGAAUCUGAAUACUUUUUACGUUUAUUUACAACAACCUUCUUCGUUUAAAAGCCAUUUCCCAAACUCCCGCCAUAAAAGAAAUGAUAUUUAUAAUUUUUCAGGGAAAAACUUCCAUAACAAGGACUUUCAUCGUUUAGUUUCGGAUUUAAAAGCAAACCACAGCAAUGUCUAACAGAAAAUAAAUCCAUCAAUGACGUUUUCUCGUCAAAAAAAAUGGAAACUGGCAAAGGGUUAAUAAAAGAUUCAAAAUUUAGACAGAAAAUCACGGUAAUUGAAUUUUGAUUUCAAAUAUAUCGGUGAUUCUUGAGAGAUAUUGGUCCAGAUAUUUCCGUCCAAAGAUUGUCAUGGUAACAUGAAAAUAAAACUGUUUGAAAGUAAAAGCAGUUACUUGUGACUUACGCAAUAAAUCCGCUGAAUCAAGCGACA
This is a messenger RNA of Magallana angulata, 1699 nucleotides long. RefSeq lists its product as uncharacterized. The transcript is spliced from 7 exons. The record is from RefSeq and is a predicted model, not a curated record. The coding region runs from base 174 to 1445 and encodes 423 amino acids. NCBI's taxonomy places the organism in Eukaryota, Metazoa, Mollusca, Bivalvia, Ostreida, Ostreidae.